CCAUAUUUAUAAGCUGCCCAUGCACAUGACUCAAAUAGAAGAUUGAGCUCGAGGAACGUAGACGUCAAAACAAGGAAUUGGAUCAGCAUGGGCAUUUUUGGAAGCAAACCAGACACCCAUCAGUGGAACAGGAAUACAAGGAUUAGCUGGGACGAAACGGGAGCUGCAGCUUUGCUGGGAGAAAUAAAGGACAUGAUACGUCCAUUUAAAGAGAGACAUCACGCCCUGAAUAUUCUGGUCUUUGGACCAACAGGAUGCGGCAAAUCGUCGCUAUUAAAUGGUUUGAGAACGUCUUGUCAAAGGAAGACAACCGUCGCCACGUACUUUCCAGUGGGAACAAGUCAAGACGUCAGUUUUACCAGGGAUUUUCAGUGUUCAACGUGGGAAGACUGUGUUACUCUGUUUGACAUGGCUGGCGUGUUUGAAUCGCCCAAAAUCAAAAGUGAAGACAUAUUGAAUAUUGUCCAAGGAAAGGUCCCUUUCACUGGAGAGAUUAACGAUUUCUUGGAACCUAAAACCCUCGAAAGUGCCGAAAACAGAAAACAUAUUUCAUGUGUGGUUCUAGUUUUGAAGCCAGGAAUGGAACUUCCAGUAAACCUAAAGAGAAUCUGCAGCGUUGUAAGAUCAUCUGCUGGUAAAGGAGAAAUAGCGUGCCAUUUGGUGAUCACCCACCUGGAUGAAGUAGAUGAUUGCUUCAAAACCCCUCGAAAUUUGAAUCGAGUGUUUGAUGAAAUGCCGAAAAUACAGAAUUCUGUCAAGCAGAUGUCUUCUGAAAUAGGAAUCCCACCGUAUUCCAUCAGCUUUGUCCGAAACUACAGCCAUGAAUCACAAAGCGACGUCAUGUCCACUGUAUUAUUCCUUCACACCUUCAAACAGAUCCUCAAUGCUGCGUGUGAACAGGAAGAAAAAAGGACAGAAAGGGCAGCCAAUGCCGAAUAGUCCUUUUCUUACCUCGGUUGCAUUGCUUCUCCUUUAAGUUGCUUCCAUGAUAUAUGUAGCCCUGCUCAAAUUGUUCAGAUUAUUAUAAGGUCUCCAAGCUUAUUUGUUCAGAAACCUGUUCAGGCUGAAGCUGAUACCUAACUUUAUGUGAAUGCUGCAGAUUCCUGUAUAAAGUAACUGUGAUAUAGCAAGAUGAUGUACACAAUUGAACAGAACAGUACAGAAUAUAAUUAUAAAUAAUUUUGAAUAGUCUGGCCAUGAGGCCAAUUGUACAGAUUGUUGGAUAAUAUUUGACAUAUUGUGACAGAGCGCUUCAAUUAAUAUUGGCUUUGGAACUUCUAAGUUUAAACAUUUUAUCUAAAUAAAAAGCUUGCUGAAAUAAAA
Molecule: messenger RNA, 1323 nt
Organism: Haliotis rufescens (red abalone)
Lineage: Eukaryota; Metazoa; Mollusca; Gastropoda; Lepetellida; Haliotidae
Product: interferon-induced protein 44-like
Exons: 7
Coding region: 88-939 (283 amino acids)
Source: RefSeq, a predicted model, not a curated record